Humulus lupulus (European hop) is the source of this 1054-nucleotide messenger RNA. RefSeq names its product probable protein kinase At2g41970. The coding region runs from base 1 to 753 and encodes 250 amino acids. Gene Ontology annotation, biological process: protein phosphorylation. The transcript is spliced from 5 exons. Lineage: Eukaryota; Viridiplantae; Streptophyta; Magnoliopsida; Rosales; Cannabaceae. Gene Ontology annotation, molecular function: ATP binding; protein tyrosine kinase activity. The record is from RefSeq and is a predicted model, not a curated record.
AUGCAGUUAUCACAAGUGUCAAGACUGAAGCAUGAGCAUUUUGUGGAGUUGUUUGGCUAUUGCUUAGAGGCAAACAACAGGAUUUUGGUGUAUCAGUUUGCAACAUUGGGUUCUUUACAUGACAUAUUACAUGGUAGGAAAGGAGUACAAGGGGCUGAACCUGGCCCAGCUCUAAGUUGGAACCAGAGAGUUAAAAUAGCCUAUGGAGCAGCCAAAGGCCUAGAGUUCCUGCAUGAAAAGGUGCAGCCACCUAUUGUUCAUCGCGAUGUCAGAUCCAGCAAUGUCCUACUAUUUGAUGACUAUUUUGCUAAGAUCGCAGAUUUCAAUCUCACCAAUCAGUCAUCUGAUACUGCAGCUAGAUUACAUUCAACUAGAGUCUUGGGAACAUUUGGCUACCAUGCCCCAGAGUACGCCAUGACAGGGCAGAUAACUCAAAAGAGUGAUGUUUACAGUUUCGGAGUUGUUCUUCUAGAACUACUAACCGGUCGAAAGCCGGUAGACCACACCAUGCCUAAGGGACAACAGAGUCUUGUUACUUGGGCAACUCCAAGGUUGAGCGAAGAUAAAGUCAAGCAAUGUGUUGAUCCAAAGCUAAAUAACGACUACCCACCAAAGGCAAUUGCUAAGUUAGCAGCAGUAGCAGCACUCUGUGUUCAAUACGAGGCUGAUUUCAGGCCCAAUAUGACGAUUGUUGUGAAGGCCCUACAACCUCUUCUCAACUCAAAACCAGCAGGCCCAGACUCUCAAGCCUAGAACAACUCUUUUCUCUACUGCUACUACUCAUCUCACCAGCCUUUCUUUGUAGUGUAAUUUGUAACCUUUUCUUCUUUUCCAUUCUUUGUAUUCCUGUCUCCUAAGCUUAUUUCCAAAAUUCUCAUAAGUAAGUUUUCUAGAAGGGUCUAGCAGAUGACAAUGGUUUAGCAAAAGAUGACAAUGGUCUAGCAGAUGGUUUGGCAAAAGAUGCUAGGAUCUCUAGCAAAAUUUGCAAUUUUCUCCAAGGGAAGGGUACCUCUCUUGUGGUCCCCAUCUUUUGUUGUUAGUUUAUGAAUAUGAA